CUUCUUUUGAUCUGUAGACUAUAAAGUUCACUUAUGAACUACAAGAUGGCAUCACCAGCUGUUAAGUCUGACAUACUGAACAGUAAAAACUGUGUCAUCUGCUUCAAACCAUUAAUUCAUGGACAGAAUCCUUAUGUGAAGAAUCCAACUCAGGAGGGAUUACAAAAAGUUCUAGAUUGUACCCAGUUGAAUGAUGAUGAGGUCUACAAAUGUCUUCAUGCCCACAAAGAAGAUAUAUUGGAUUUCAAAAUUCAGGUGUCUUAUCAUAAAUUAUGCAGAGCAUCAUACACCACAAAGACAAACAUUAAAGGACCAGAAGCAGGCAGAAAUAGGAAUGAGGCUUCAUCUACACCAUCCAUCUUACGUGGAAGACUAAGUAGGUAGGACACCAUUUCAUUCAAUAUCCAUAGAGAUUGUUUAAUUUGUGGAAAAGAUCGUGUAAGACCAGAGAGCCUUACCUCAAUCACAACUGGCACUGGCAAGAAUACCAGGGACAAAGUGCUUCAUGCAGCAAUAGAGAGAGCAGAUGAACAAGUUCAGCUUCGGAUGCUUGCAUAUCAAGAUCUUUUUGCUUUUGAUGCCAAGUAUCAUCAAAGCUGUCUUGCACAUUACAUCUCCGAUAGAAAUGUGUCUGCAGCUAAACAAAAGAGUCUAAAUAAAAAAAAAUGUCAGCCCAUGACAAGGCCUUCCACGUGCUCAUUGAAGAAAUUGACCAGACAUUGUUAUCUCAGGACAUGGCUGUAACAUCACUGAGCUCCCUCACAGAGAACUUUGAUAACAUCUUAAAAAUGUUCUAUUCUGAUGUGAGUAGUUAUGCUUUGUGGCGGUUGAAGAAGAAGCUUCUGAAUCACUACAAAGACAAACUUGUGUUUCUUGAAUGGCCAGGAAAAUCUGAUUUGGUUUGUUCUACGAAUACGCCGAUUGAAUUUGCUAUGAGUGAGGCUGCUCUAUUAAAAGAAAAGGAGACAAUGGAGAGUGAAGCAGUGCAGGAAGAAUGUCAUCCAACAAUGUCUGAAACUCACAUAUUACACACGGCAGCAUGUGUAUUGAGGAAAACCAUGGCAGAGAUAAAUCAAGACCCUGGCUUUUAUGUGAGUAGUGAAAGCCUCUCUUUUAGUGCAUGUCAGGAUUAUGUACCCAACAUUCUCUAUGACUUUGUGAACUGGUGUGUGGAUACAAAAUCAUACACAACCGCCCAAACAUGUGAAGAGCCUUUAUCAAAGGAAUAUCUUUGUGUUCUUGCAAUCUGCCAAGACAUCAUUUCACAAUGCUGCUGGAUGCACACGCCUCUAACACUAGGUCCAGCCAUUAUGAUACAUCAUGAAUUUGGAAGCAAAGCACUGAUCAAUGAGGUAAAUGCUUUAGGUCACUGUGUUUCAUACACCCAAGUGAGGCAGUUUCUCACAUCUGUGUCUGCUGAUCAAGUCGCAAGGAAUGAAGGCAUCUAUAUUCCCAGUGGCCUCAGUGGAAUCUCAGGCCAUGGUAUGAUUAAUGCUGCAAUUGACAACUUUGAUCAAAAUGAGGACACUCUUGACGGGAAGCAAACCACUCAUGUGAUGGCCACAGUUAUAUACAGAUGAGGUCAGACCACCACAGACGUCCACCAUCUUGCCAGAUUACCACAGAGGUCCCUUUCUGCUUUAACCAGUUAUGAUGGUGAUGGAGAAGAACUUCACAGAUACACACGACCACCCACCAAACCAGACCCUCAAGCCAUACAUGAGCCAUCACAACUUCUGAUUGCAAACAAUGACAUCUCCACACAAGCUGAAAAAAGAGACACUUUAUGGAAGCUGGCCCAGAUCAUCAAGGGGAAAGAACAACAUGUCCCUUCCUGGUCUGCUUUCAAUGCAUUCAUCACAGAUAAGUCACCUCCAGUAGUCACUGUGUGAUACAUGCCUUUCAUAAGAGCUUCGCCAAGUGAUUAUUCGACAGUCUACACAGCACUGAUUUGUCUUACACAACUCUGCUCACAGCUGGGGCAAAAGCAUAAUCUUGUCACCGCUGAUCUUGCCAUUUAUAGCAAAGCCCAAGAAUUCCUGUGGAGCAAGCCACCCUCUCUUCAUGGAAAGGUAACAAUGCGAUUGGGAGGCAUGCACAUCACCAUGGCUUAUCUUGCAAGCAUUGGCAAGCUCUUUGGUGAUCUUGGACUGGUGUCCAUUUUGAUUGAGUCAGAUGUGUAUGGUGAGAACACUGCCCCACAAAUGCUCUAAGGCAAACCGCUAUCAAGGGGAGUAAGAAGCAUGAAGCUCAUCCAAAAAGCACUCUUUCGACUCUUUUGGAAAGCAAUGAUGUCAUGGACAGAACAACAAGGGCAGGAACCAUUAACCUUAAGGUUGGAACUACUACUAAAGGACGUGCAACAUUCAUUCCAUGCAAAAGACAGGGCUUCAACGAAACAACUCAUAAAAGAAAUUGAAGAUCAACACCUUGAUGAAGUUAUGAAAUCAGUUGACAACUUCUCAACAACAGGAAGUAAGUAGUCUGCAAGCUUUGCUUACUGGCUCACAUUCAUGUAAGGAGUGGAUCUGCUGUUAAGAAUGCUGCGGGCAGAGAGAUGCAGACUUUCAACUUCAUUUGAACUGUAUGAUGGAGGUUUUGCCAUGGUUCGGGGCUGCUGGAAGAAACAACUUCUCUAAGCACAUGCCAGUUUAUGUUGAUGAAAUGAAAACACUUCAGCAACAGCAACCAGAAUCAUACAAAUUCCUGCAACAGGGUGGGUUUGUUGCACGGCGGUCUAAUCAUCGGAGCUUCAACUGUGUGGCAACUGAUCAAGCAUUGGAGCAAACAAUUAACCGUGAAGGCAAAAGUGAAGGCAGAGUUGUUGGUCUCACGCUAAAGAAAGGGGAUCUCAUAAGAUGGUUGAUGACCAGGCACGUGACAACCGAAUAUGUGGAUGCAAUGAAAGGACUUUGCAGCAGAAAUGCCCAAGGCCCAUAAACCCACUAAGAGCAUGGAGCCUCCAGAACAAACAGAGAUGAGGAAGACAUACAAAAGAUAAUGGAAAUUGUGCAGGAAAACCAAAACCCCUUUGAUCUGGAUAAUGUUCCUGCAGAGCUUAUUAACAUCAUCACUGGUCAGGUUGCAUCAGAAAAGGUGGCUAAAGGUUUGUCAUGUUUCCUUGAAGAUGCCCAAAACCAAAACCAACUGUUCAUAGAGCAGCACCUUGGCAAGGACACAAGAACUAAGAGUUUCUGGUAACCAGAGAGGAGAAAGUGUGCAGUUACUUUUGCAGACAUGAAAGCACCAGUGUAAAAAUUCAGUCAGAGCAACAUCAGAUGGACUCAGAGGUACUUUUCAGGAGACUUUUAGCAGUUUCGAGCCAGAGAGAUGUGUCCAUGAAGAAAGUGUUCUCUCACGAGUUUGCUGCUCUGCCACCUGCAUUGUUCUAUGAUGAUGGAAGGAUGAGAAAAACCUCCAAAGCUGACCUAGCCAAGAAACUGGAGUCUGUUGUGACAAAUGAGUACCGUUUACCUGAUGUAACAGGACCAUCAGCAUACAUCAUAGAUGGUAUGGCAUUACUUCAGAGUCUGAAUGAAUUUGGAUUUCAAAUAUCCAAUGACCUUGGAGAACGGGUUCUGAAAAAAAUCCUUUCCUUGCUAUUCCUUGCUGGAGAAAAUCAGUUGUGUUACCAUGGUUUUUGAUCAGUAUGACCAUCCAAACUCCAUUAAGCAACAAGAGAGACACAGACGUGGAGCAGUUGGGGAUGGACCAACACAUCUAAUUUCAGGAAAUACAAAAGUGCCAAACUAUAGGAGAUUUCUGACAAGUAGUGGUAACAGUUAUGCUUUCUGCAUUUGUUUGCAAUUACAUCACAAUCUCAGGACCAAUGUAGACUCAAUGAGGACCAGACAAUCGUCUUGGCUGGAGGUUUUGAAAAAGAAGAGACAAAAAGUAUUCAAAAAGACAAAGUGGAGAGCCUACCUGAUUUGAGCAGCGACCAUGAGGAGGCUGACACAAGAAUAGUGCUACUCGCCAUUCAUCUUGCCAAGACACAUGCAAGAGUAUUCAUCAGGUGUGAUGACACUGACGUGCUUGUGCUGCUUUUGUAUUAUGCAGGUUGCAGCAUGUUUGACUCCGCUUUGAUCUUCAUGCACAAAGGCCAUGCUGGCAAAGAGAAGUUUGUGCCAAUCAGUACAAUGUACAAACAGCUGGGGAAAGCCUUCUGCCAGUGCCUUCCAGCAUGCCAUGCACUGACAGGAUGUGACACAAUGAGCAGUUUUUUCAGAAUAGGAAAAACAACUGCUGUCACAAAACUUGAGAGGCACUUGGGAGAGUUGACUGGCUUAAGUCACUUUGGUUUGAGUGGAAACCUGGAGGAUUCAUUGCCUGUGGCCAGACAGUACAUACUGAUUCUGUAUGGUCAAAAGAAAAACGAGAAAGGCAAACAGUGUACCACUCUAGAUGAGUUGCGGUAUGUACUGGCUUCCACCUCCGACAUGCCUGCCUCUCGUCUACCCUCGACAGAGGAUGCAUUUAGGCAGCACGUACUGAGAGCCAUGUACCAAACUGCCAUUUGGUGCCACAGCCAUCACCAUCACCAAAAGUCAGUGCUUUGGAGUCCUGUGGGGAAGGGCUGGGGGUUGAUAGAAGGAAUGAUGGAGCCUGCGAUGUAUGGCAAGCCAGCAGCACCUCAAGAUGUGCGAGACCUGACUCACCUGUACUGCAAGGACAAACAGUGUAGUCAGAGGAAGGGGUGUCCUUGUAUUGCAGCUGGCUUGCCAUGCAUUGAGUUCUGUGCAUGUGACCCUCUAGAGUGCCCCAAUAUAAUUCUGGAUGAAAGCACAAUUGCAUCCUAAAUGUUGGGCAAAUAUCUAUCUGUCAAAACAAAUCUAUCUGUUGCCAAUAUUGACAUACAUCAGCAAUGUAUCUUCAAGAAAACAAAAUAGC
This is a messenger RNA of Megalops cyprinoides (Indo-Pacific tarpon), 4890 nucleotides long. RefSeq lists its product as uncharacterized. Bases 666 to 1580 code for a protein of 304 amino acids. The record is from RefSeq and is a predicted model, not a curated record. Gene Ontology annotation, molecular function: actin binding. Lineage: Eukaryota; Metazoa; Chordata; Actinopteri; Elopiformes; Megalopidae. The transcript has 2 exons.